This is a messenger RNA of Drosophila miranda, 963 nucleotides long. RefSeq lists its product as uncharacterized. The transcript is spliced from 2 exons. The record is from RefSeq and is a predicted model, not a curated record. The coding region runs from base 13 to 690 and encodes 225 amino acids. NCBI's taxonomy places the organism in Eukaryota, Metazoa, Arthropoda, Insecta, Diptera, Drosophilidae.
ACAGAGAACACAAUGGAUGAGCGCGCCGCCCUGGAGGCGAAAAUCAAGAAGCUCAUGGAGCACUGUGCCAUACGAGAGAUCGCUCAACCCAAGGUGAAGCGUAAUUUUGUGUCCGAGGCCAUUGGUCGUACCUAUGUUCCUCCGCCAAACAAGAGACCAGAUCACAUCAAGGCCAAGCCGAAGCCGAAGGACAAGUUCCCCACUAGGAUGGAGUUAGUCCAUGUGCCCAAGCCCAUCAGGGGGCCAUCGUUCGCUGAGAGGACACGUCAAAAAUUCCAGGCCGAACUACAGUCCGAAAAGUGGAAAUAUCCCCUGCUGGAGCCGAUAAAGCCUGUGAAGAUACGUCGCUAUUCAGAACCUCUUCGCCUCCCAUCUCCCGAAUGGGUAGUUAAAUUCCUGGAGGUUACUCUCGAAGCACCUCCAAAACCGGCGUAUGAGCGAGGAGCUGGAGAUAGCCCAGCCGCGGAUGGAGGUCAUUGCACUAUCUGCGAUCAGCUUGAAAAGAAUAAACGCGAGCCAGACUCUCCACUGAUCAAGAGGUUAAAGGCCCAAUCACGACGUCUUGAACUCCGUGCCUACUACCGACUAAUGAUGCUUCGAGAGCGACAGAAAAACCUGCAAGCGACUCCUGUAGCUCCCUUUCCAGAGGGAACUACUCCUUUGCCAGCUCAAAAAGCGGACUGCUUCUAAAAGCGAAGGAGUGUCUACAAUGUGAACGAAAUAAGCAUCUAGAAAGAGCUUCGAAGAGUUUAGAACUGCAGUCACAAGCUGAGAUUGUGUAACUUGGCACUGUUGUGCCACUUGACUGUUCGCGUGGCAUCUCCAAGGAACGUAUCGUCUCCGCCUUGGACUAAGUUGCCUUCAUACUAAUUCUGUGUUUGGAUGCCCAGAGGCAGACCGGAGCUGUGAUUGCCAGGUGGGAGUAUAUCUAGUACCUCAGCUGGCAACCAGAUGGCCAGUCUG